AUGAUCCCGACGCGGCCCGCGCAGGCGUCGUUCCGCGAUCGCACCAACGAGUUCCGCGCCGCCGUCGAGAGCGCGCGCCGCCGCGCCGCACCUUCCUCGUCGUCCGCCCCCGCGGCGGCGAGCAGCAGCUCCACCGGGACCCUCGAUGGGUUGAUCGCGGCCACGUCGGCUCGCUCGGAGUUCAACAACCGCGCGUCCAAGAUCGGGCUUGGGAUCCACCAGACCUCCCAGAAGCUAAGCCGCCUUGCCAAAUUGGCAAAGAGAACAUCUGUUUUUGAUGACCCUACAGUGGAGAUUCAAGAGUUGACUGCAGUUAUCAAGAAGGAUAUCACGGCUUUGAAUACUGCUGUUGUAGACCUACAAGCUCUCUGCAAUUCACAAAAUGAGAGUGGCAGUCUCUCCAAGGACACAACAAAUCAUUCCACUACAGUCGUGGACAACCUUAAAAAUCGUCUGAUGAGUGCAACAAAAGAAUUUAAAGAAGUUCUUACCAUGCGAACAGAGAAUUUGAAGGUUCAUGAAAAUAGAAGGCAAAUGUUCUCCUCGUCAGCUGCAAAGGACGCGUCAAAUCCAUUCAUCCGUCAACGACCCCUUGUUGCUAGGGAUCCAUCAGAGUCCUCUGUGCCCCCAGCACCAUGGGCCAGCGACUCUGCAUCUACCCCAUUAUUCCAGAGGAAGAAGACUAAUGGAGACCAUGGGGCAUCAUCAUCAUCAUCUCAGCCUUUUGCACAGCAGCAGCAAUUGACAGUCCAACAGGACAGUUACAUGCAGAGCAGAGCUGAGGCUCUUCAAAAUGUGGAAUCAACAAUCCAUGAGCUGAGCAACAUAUUUACACAGUUGGCGACCAUGGUUUCUCAACAGGGAGAGCUAGCAAUCAGAAUUGACGAGAACAUGGAUGACACAUUGACUAACGUGGAGGGAGCACAGGGCCAGCUCCUGAAGUACCUCAACAGCAUUUCAUCCAACAGGUGGCUGAUGAUGAAGAUAUUCUUUGUGCUGAUGGUGUUCCUCAUGAUCUUCAUAUUCUUCGUCGCUUGA
Messenger RNA from Miscanthus lutarioriparius, 1038 nucleotides. The record is from the annotation of a GenBank genome assembly. NCBI's taxonomy places the organism in Eukaryota, Viridiplantae, Streptophyta, Magnoliopsida, Poales, Poaceae.